AUAAAAAAUCUAAAGAUAUUAUUAGAGAUAUGGUUAGGUGUAACUUAUUCAUGAGGAUAACUACAAAUACAGAUUUAAAAGUGGAAAAAGUCAAAACAAUACGACCCAACUGAAAAAUCAAAACAGAACAAGUCGAUGUCGUGUGAGAAUAAUGGGGACGAUAUGUGACAUGGCGAGGUUCCAUAGGUUUUAAAAAACGACCAAGCCGCGGUAUAACAGAUCCAGUUGACGAUAAUGAACCAAGACGAGUUCCCGUCUCUGUUCCUUCUUCUUCUUACACAAUAUAAUCAUUUCCUCGCCCAAAGAACGUGUUACCGCUUUUAGAAGAGAGAGAGACAGAAGAUAACGUUUGUUUCUUCAUUUAGAAUCUUGAAAAGAGAGUAAGAGUGUUUUGUGAUGAUGAGUCUGAGAAGACAAGACUACAACGUUGUUCAUAAGCUGCCUCAUGGUGACAGUCCUUACGUCCGAGCCAAGCAUGUUCAGCUUGUGGAGAAGGAUGCGGAAGCAGCUAUUGAGCUGUUCUUGAAAGCGAUCAAAGCGAGAGACAGAGUGGACAGUGCUCUUAAAGACAUGGCCUUGCUUAUGAAACAACAGAACAGAGCUGAUGAAGCCAUUGAUGCUAUUCAUUCCUUUAGAUAUCUUUGUUCGAGGCAAGCUCAAGAAUCACUCGACAAUGUCCUCAUCGAUCUGUACAAGAAGUGUGGGAGGAUAGAAGAGCAAGUUGAGCUACUGAAGCAAAAGCUUUGGAUGAUAUAUCAAGGAGAAGCGUUUAACGGCAAGCCUACAAAGACAGCUAGAUCUCAUGGGAAGAAGUUUCAGGUCACGGUCCAGAAGGAAACCUCUAGGAUCUUGGGAAACUUGGGAUGGGCUUAUAUGCAGCUAAGGGACUAUACAUCGGCAGAAACCGUGUACCGUAAGGCUCAAGUGAUUGAGCCUGAUGCAAACAAGGCUUGUAACCUAUGCUCAUGUCUCAUCAAGCAAGGGAAGCUUGGUGAGGCGAAAUCGAUCCUCUUUCGUGAUGUAUUAGAGAAGAAGGAAGGGUUUGAUGAUGAUUUGAGGUUGAAGGUUAGAGUUCAAGAGCUGUUGAGUGAGCUAGAGAGACGGGAAGAAGAAGAAACAGCUGUUUUAGCAUCUGUGGAAUGUGAAGUUGGUAUGGAUGAGAUUGUUGUUGUGGAAGGGUUUGAUGAGUUUGUGAAGGAAUGGAGGAGGCCUUAUCGGACAAGAAGAAGACUUCCAAUUUUUGAAGAGAUCUUACCACUGAGAGAUCAACUAGCUUGUUGAUGCAUAUGAUUCUCUGUGCUUUUGGAUACUGAAUAGGAACUUUUGUUUGUUUGUUUUUUUUGUGUAGAAGAAUGUAGUGAAUAUAGUUUACUUCUUGUAAACUGUUGUGGUGUCCUUCACUUGUUAUCACUGUGUGAUGUCAAGUUACAUACUCCAAAUAGAAACAUUAUUACUUAAGACUGAGAAGAAUGGUAUAGUAGUACCAUUCAUUAGUAUAGUUUGUGUAUCUCUAGGCUAUCUAUACUUAGUUAAGGAGAUACUCAGUUUUGAGAUAUUUGAUU
This is a messenger RNA of Brassica rapa (field mustard), 1562 nucleotides long. Its product is annotated as protein SULFUR DEFICIENCY-INDUCED 2. Lineage: Eukaryota; Viridiplantae; Streptophyta; Magnoliopsida; Brassicales; Brassicaceae. The record is from RefSeq and is a predicted model, not a curated record. Gene Ontology annotation, molecular function: protein binding.